Molecule: messenger RNA, 363 nt
Organism: Penicillium coprophilum
Lineage: Eukaryota; Fungi; Ascomycota; Eurotiomycetes; Eurotiales; Aspergillaceae
Product: U6 snRNA-associated Sm-like protein LSm4
Exons: 3
Coding region: 1-363 (120 amino acids)
Biological process (GO): P-body assembly; mRNA splicing, via spliceosome; spliceosomal snRNP assembly
Cellular component (GO): U6 snRNP; spliceosomal tri-snRNP complex; P-body
Molecular function (GO): U6 snRNA binding
Source: RefSeq, a predicted model, not a curated record
AUGCUGCCUCUCGGUCUUCUCACGGCCGCACAAGGCCACCCCAUGCUGGUAGAACUGAAGAACGGCGAAACUCUGAACGGCCACCUGGUUACCUGCGAUAAUUUCAUGAACCUCAUUCUGCGCGAGGUAGUGCAGACGAGCCCUGAGGGUGACCGCUUCUUCAGAUUACCUGAAGUUUACAUUCGGGGCAACAACAUCAAAUACCUACGAGUUCCCGAAGAGAUCGUCGAAAUUGUCAAAGAACAGCAACAGAACCAACCACAAGGCCGUCGCGGCGGGCGAGACGGUGAUCGUGGCCGCGGUCGUGGUCGGGGUGGUGGUGGCCGGGGUGGACGUGGUCGGGGACGAGGCGGCCCCAAUUAG